AUGGCAGCCCCCGACGGCAGAGCUUCAGCCUCCUCCGACCCGCAGGCUCAGCCGCCGGCUGAGCCGACAGGGAGUUGUUCGCUCCGAAUCCGGAAUCUCAAUGGUGUGGAACACGCAAUUGACGUGGAUCCCGCACAGGUGAAAACCAUCCGCGACUUGUCGCGCGAUCCGCGAAGACUACUCGCGCCGUUUUUCGACUUCACGACCGACCUCGUACCGCCGAGCACCUUACUUCGGUGGCUCCUGGUCCGCGACGAUCACGCGACGGACGCGGAGGACGACGAGGAACGCCGCGGGCUAGAAGAGAACACACCGGCAGAGGAGGACGCAAUCCCGAGCGAAUUCCUUGCGUCAGGGACGGAGCUUGAGUUUGGAAUCUCGAGCUACGUGUACCAAUUCACGAUCGCGUAUACCCCUCUUGCGCCAAUCCUGCAGCGCCGGGAGGGCGAAUCGGAGCGCGCGCACGCAGAAAGGAUCUGCUUGGAGCUCGACGGAAGCAUUACGUCCGUGGCGGACGCGCACGAAUUUUUUUUUUGCGGUGCCCACGAAGACAGGAAGUUCGAGGACGCCUGUCGCAGCGAGCCAGUUUGGUCAAGUGGAUACGUUCUCCUUCCCUACAAGUCCAGUCAUGUUGCCACUGGUAGAGCAGUAGUGACGCAAGGGUGGGUGCACCUAGCACACGCCGCGUUGAGACUCGGUUCGUCCGAGUGGGAAAAGCAUGAACGCCGCAGCAACGGCCGGGCCUUCGUCGUGGCGGAGCGCCAGCAGUACGCGCGGUACGUCGCGAACGGCCUGCGUGACAGCUACUGGCAGGACGAGGAUGAGGCCGUACUUGAGCAGGCACUAGCCGUGGCGGAUGUUGAUCAUAUUUGUGUGGCUGAUGUGUUUUUCUCCGUGUAUAUCACCUCUUCACCAUCGUACAUCAGGGCGCUGCUCAAACACAUUGCCAGCCGCGGCGCAGUAGUGCAGUUUUUUUCCCGGCUCGAAGAAAAGCUGCUGGGCCUGGAUGUCUGCCGCAGCCACUGGGAGCAUCUUUUAAACACACAAGGAAAGUGGCUAGCGGAAGUUAGUCGCGGGUAUGCUUCAACAUCCACAGCGGACGAUAGCAGCAACGAAGACGAGCAGCUACGCUACGACAUUUCGCACGUUGUUAACGGCCUAAGGGCCAGCCUUACUGUACAGCUGCGCGCCCACCUAGAUUGCUACACGCGUCUGCAGGACCUCUUGAACGAGCUGAAAAUCAGCUACGACUUAGAAUUUAGCGCAUUGUCCGACCUCGCGAAACUGCAGCCACUGAGAAGACAAAUCGAGUACUUAAAUCUCCAAGAUUGUUUCCGCCAGGCAUUGGCCAAGCACGAAGCGGGCGUGUCGUGGACUGACGUCGAAGAACUGUGGCUGACCCUGCUUAACGACUCCUCUGCAGUGUUGGUAAUUUAGCAGGAGAUCACUUCCACACUCAAGAUAUUGACAAAGCAGGCCAGACAGAAGCAGUGUACUUACAAGUUUUCUUUCGAUCACGACUGAAGUUCAAGUUCUGAUUUCUAGCAGUGCAAAGAAAGGCAAAAAAG
This is a messenger RNA of Amoebophrya sp. A120, 1568 nucleotides long. The record is from the annotation of a GenBank genome assembly. NCBI's taxonomy places the organism in Eukaryota, Dinophyceae, Syndiniales, Amoebophryaceae.